Cheilinus undulatus (humphead wrasse) is the source of this 1021-nucleotide messenger RNA. RefSeq names its product probable thiopurine S-methyltransferase. The transcript has 9 exons. Gene Ontology annotation, molecular function: thiopurine S-methyltransferase activity. The record is from RefSeq and is a predicted model, not a curated record. NCBI's taxonomy places the organism in Eukaryota, Metazoa, Chordata, Actinopteri, Labriformes, Labridae. The coding region runs from base 140 to 847 and encodes 235 amino acids.
GAUAGAUUAGGCCUAUAGACGCACUUCAUCCAGGUUUUCUUCACCUCUACCUCCGGUGUGCGGCUGAAUAAAUAUUAGACAAACUGUCUUCUCUCCGUAAAGUCUAUGCCUUCUUUAUAGUUGGUCAAAGGUAAACACAAUGAGCAAGCUGGCACCGCAGGCAAAUGAGGUCAUGGAUCUCGGAGAAUGGGAGCGGCACUGGGACGCGAACGAGAUUGGCUUCCAUCUGUCUAAUGUAAACAAGAUGCUGGAGGCGCAUAUUGAUAAAGUAAUAGCUGGGCGGAAAGGAGUUUGUUUCUUCUUUCCUCUCUGUGGGAAAGCAGUGGAUAUGAAGUGGCUGGCAGACAUGGGCCAUUCAGUGGUGGGGGUGGAGAUAUCUGAAAAGGCAAUUAAACAGUUCUUUGAGGAGAAUAAUAUGACCUACAGUGAGGAAGCAGUCCCUGGAAUACCUGGAGCAAAGGUUUACAAGGGUUCAGAGAGAAAUAUUGCCCUAUACCAAUGUGACAUGUUUGACUUCACCAGUGCCAUUGGGGGUCAGUUUGGGGCGAUAUGGGACAGAGGCUCUCUGGUGGCCAUCAACCCAAAAGACAGAGAAAAGUAUGCUGCUCUAAUAAUUUCCCUCAUGGCCAAAGACUGCAGAUACCUUGUGGACACUCUGCUGUACAAUCCUGAAUUAUAUACUGGUCCUCCAUUCUUUGUGCCCGAUGAGCAGCUACACAGCCUGUAUGGGAACUGCUGUGAUAUCAAAUUCCUGCAGUCGGUGGAUGCCCUUACAGAUGAGUUCAGAAGCUUUGGGCUGGAUUCCUUGACUGAAAAGAUAUUCCUCAUCACUCCAAAGAGCAGUUAGAAACUAACUCACAAGGUUAGAGGACCUGGGAAAGAAGUUUAAGGUUUUUGCAAACAGAGAUCCAAAGCAGUGCUUCAAUGUUUAGACUUUUAUUUUAAUUCAUUGACAUUUUAGGCCAGAUUGAAGAUUCAUUUUUAAAAAUGUUAAAAUAAUUUUAUUGUUUUAUUUUUUUAG